This is a messenger RNA of Beta vulgaris subsp. vulgaris (sugar beet), 1577 nucleotides long. RefSeq names its product WAT1-related protein At1g43650. Gene Ontology annotation, molecular function: transmembrane transporter activity. NCBI's taxonomy places the organism in Eukaryota, Viridiplantae, Streptophyta, Magnoliopsida, Caryophyllales, Amaranthaceae. Gene Ontology annotation, cellular component: plasma membrane. Bases 83 to 1219 code for a protein of 378 amino acids. The record is from RefSeq and is a predicted model, not a curated record. The transcript has 7 exons.
UGCCCUUUUUCCUUGCGUUUCUUUCCUUCUUCCAUUAGAAUACAAAGAAAGAAAAAAAAGAGUGUGUGACAAAGAAUUAAAGAUGGAAUGUAGAAAAUUGCUCAAAGGUUCAGGUCCAUUAGUAGGUAUGAUAAUGGUGCAAGUAAUAUCAACUGGGUUGCAAAUACUUUCAAGGGUUAUUUUAACACAAGGAACCUUCAUUUUUGCUCUCAUGGCUUAUCGCCAUCUUCUUGCUGCUCUUUGCAUUGCUCCUUUCGCAUUUUUUCUUGAAAGGGGAAAUGGAACAAAGUUGACCUUAAUGGUGGGAGUUUGGGUCUUUCUUAGCUCUUUAUCCGGGAUAACCAUGGGUAUGGGAAUGUUCUAUUAUGGACUUCGCGACACCACAGCGACAUAUGCCACCAAUUUCCUCAACUUAAUUCCAAUUGUUACCUUUAUGUUUUCCAUCAUUACAAGAAUAGAGAAGUUAAAUUUGAGGACAACCAAAGGAAAAGUAAGGGUGGCAGGAACAAUCCUCUGCUUGGCUGGAGCUCUUAUUAUCAGUCUCUACGCAGGAAGUGUUGUUAUUUCUGGAUCUCAUCAUGCUCAUCUCCCAACUUUGAUGAUUGCCAAAAUCGUCAAGCCAGAUUGGACACGUGGCACUAUUAUACUUGUUGCAAGUGUUUUAUCCUAUGCUACAUGGUUCAUAGUGCAGGUGAAGUUGCUAAAUGCAUUUCCAUCAAAGUACUGGGCAACAAUGUUAACGUGUAUAUCAGCAUCAAUUCAAACAGCAGUUGUUGGCCUUUGCUUAGACAGAAGAAAGACUUCAUGGCAGCUACGAUGGAAUCUUCAGCUAAUUACCAUUGUUUACUCGGGAGUAUUGGCAUCAGCAGCAUCAUUUUACUUAAUCUCAUGGGCAGUUGCAAGCAGAGGUCCUACUUAUCCAGCCAUGUUUAAUCCAUUAUCUCUCAUAUUUGUAGCCAUCAUAGAAGUCCUACUUCUUGGAGAAGAUCUCAGAACUGGAAGUUUGCUUGGCAUGCUGGCGAUAAUAGUGGGAUUGUAUUUCUUCCUAUGGGGUAGUAGGAAAGAAAAGAAGAUUGAAUCACCCCUGCCUAAAUCAGUAAAAGGUGAAAUCCAAGUAAUGAAAAGCUAUGAACGAGAAGGGUCACAAUUGUCAGCAACUGUUGUUCCAACUACAUCGCCUGUUAGUCAUAGCUCUGAUGAACAACAUGAUGGGCUUUAGGCUAAACCAAUAAUUAUUAAAUCAGGGAUUAGGAUUAUUACUUAUUUAUAUAGCUACAUUGUGCUUAGUUUGUUUUAGUAUAUAUUGUAUAUUUUUCGUAAUUAUUUUAGAGUACAUCUUGAUGUACUUCAAGGAAUUUUUACUAUAGAAAGGGCAUAUAUUUGAGCCUUUUGUGGUAGUCUAGCACAUAUGACGCCAUUGUCUGAAAAUAGUAUAGCUCUACUUCAAAUUAUCUUCAUUUACCUACCCUUCCUUGAGAUAGUGGCUAAGGCACCUUCAUUACUAUGCGGGAAAUUUUCUUGUACAAUUGUUACGCCACGUAGAUCUACGGCCUUUCAGGAUCCUCGGCUAAGGAUUU